Messenger RNA from Elephantulus edwardii (Cape elephant shrew), 873 nucleotides. RefSeq names its product RWD domain containing 2B (gene RWDD2B). Gene Ontology annotation, molecular function: protein binding. The transcript is spliced from 4 exons. The coding region runs from base 1 to 873 and encodes 290 amino acids. The record is from RefSeq and is a predicted model, not a curated record. Lineage: Eukaryota; Metazoa; Chordata; Mammalia; Macroscelidea; Macroscelididae.
AUGACCACGAUUGAGCAGGCAGAGGCCCAGCUCUCUGAGCUAGAACUGUUGGCCAGUAUGUUCCCCACUGAGGAUGAAUUUGUAGUGAAUGACCAGCUGGCUUUAGCAGAAUUGAAAGAUUGUAUUGAGAAGAAGACUAUGGAAGGACGAUCUUCAAAAAUUUACUUUACUGUCAAUAUCAACCUAAAUAUACCUGAGGACACAAUGGUGGUGGUUUCACUGGCAUGUAUUCUGCCUUUCAAAUACCCUGCCAUUCUUCCUGAAAUUACUGUCAGAUCAGUAUUAUUAAAUAGAUCCCAGCAGACUCAGCUGAACACAGAUCUGAACGCUUAUCUGCAGAAGAACUACUGUGGCGACGUCUGUAUCUUGAAUGCCACAGAAUGGGUUAGAGAGCAUGCUUGUGACUAUAUCACCAGAGAUGCCACAUCAUCUGCAGCCAUUGAGAGUACAGUCCAGCCACUUGAUCUCAUUCUCACAAGACUCUGGAUCUAUAGUCAUCACAUCUACAACAAAUACAAGAGAAAGAAUAUUCUAGAAUGGGCAAAGGAGCUUUGUUUGUCUGGGUUUAGCAUGCCAGGGAAGCCUGGUGUUGUUUGUGUGGAAGGCCCACAAAGCGCCUGCGAAGAAUUCUGGUCAAGACUCAGAAAACUAAACUGGAAGAGAAUUUUAAUUCGUCAUCGAGAAGAUAUUCCUUUUGAUGGUACAAAUGGUAAACCGGAAAGACAAAGAAAAUUUUCAAUCUUUGAAGAGAAAGUAUUCAGUACUCAUGGAGCCAGGGGAAACCACAUGGACUUUGGUCAGCUGUAUCAGUUUCUAAAUGCUAAAGGAUGUGGGGAUGUUUUCCAGAUGUACUUUGGUGUGGAAGGACAAUGA